This is a messenger RNA of Pyrus x bretschneideri (Chinese white pear), 1545 nucleotides long. RefSeq names its product cysteine-rich receptor-like protein kinase 10. The coding region runs from base 2 to 1528 and encodes 508 amino acids. Gene Ontology annotation, biological process: protein phosphorylation. The transcript is spliced from 6 exons. Gene Ontology annotation, molecular function: protein kinase activity; ATP binding. The record is from RefSeq and is a predicted model, not a curated record. Lineage: Eukaryota; Viridiplantae; Streptophyta; Magnoliopsida; Rosales; Rosaceae.
CAUGAAUACCCUUCUUUUGAUUUUCUCCAUUUUUACUCUGCCCAGCUUUUUCACCAGUACGGAAGCAGUAUGGCUAUCCACCUUCUGCCCAAACACCACCAUCUUCACCCCAAACUCCACCUUCCAGUCCAACCUCAACCAGCUCCUCUCCAACCUAUCGUCCAACGCCAACCGCUCCUCCACCGGCUUCUACAACGUCACCGUCCAAACCACAAACAACGCUGUCUACGGCCUCUUCCUCUGCCGCGGUGACAUCGUGGGCACCGACGCUUGCGAAACCUGUGUAGCCAACGCAACCGCCUUGGCCCGACAACGCUGCCCCGUAGAAAAACAGGUGGUGAUCUGGUACGACGAGUGCAUGCUACGCUACUCCAACGAGUCAUUCUUCUCCACCGUCACCGAUUGGCCCAGCUUUCCCAUGCGGAACACGGUGAACGCCACCGACCCGACUCGGUUCAACCAGGUCGUAGAGGCGAGUGUGAACCAGGCGGCCAGUGAGGCUGUCGGAGACGCCUACAAGUUUGGGACGAGUCGGGCAAAUGUUACUGGGUUGAUUUCAGUGUACAGCCUCGGGCAGUGCACGCAGGACCUGUCGGCAACGGAUUGCAACCGCUGUCUUCGGAGGACCAUAGCCCUACUUCCGGGUUGCUGUUAUGGGAGAAUCGGAGGACGAUACGUGUUUCCGAGUUGUAAUAUUAGGUACGAAGUCUACCUCUUCUACGCCCAGAACGCCACGUCAGCACCUGAGCCUGCACCAGGGCCGCCUCCUCCUCCUCUCCCUCCUCCGCCUAAAGGAAAAAGCAAAACCCCAACUAGUACAGUUGUUGCCAUUGUUGUACCAAUAUCUGUAUCUGUGCUACUUUUUGUUGUGGGUUACUGCUGCAUAACUAGGAGAGCAAAAUACAAGUACAAUGAAGCAGCAGCAGACGAACCAAGCGGUGAGAAUGACAUUACUACUGUCGAGUCUUUGCAAUUUGAUUUUACUACUAUCCAAGCAGCCACGAGCAAUUUCUCCGAUGAUCACAAGUUAGGCGAAGGUGGUUUCGGUCAAGUUUACAAGGGUAUACUUUCAAACGGUCAAGAAGUAGCUGUGAAGAGGUUAUCAAGGGACUCUGGCCAAGGCGCAGAAGAGUUUAAGAACGAGAUGGUAUUGGUAGCCAAGCUUCAGCACCGAAGUUUGGUUAGGCUCUUGGGAUUUUGCUUGGAAGGCGAAGAAAAGAUUCUUGUUUAUGAAUUUGUGCCCAACAAAAGCCUUGAUUAUUUCCUAUUUGACCCUGAGAAACAAGGACAAUUGGAUUGGUCAAGACGUUACAAGAUUAUUUCAGGAAUUGCUCGAGGAAUCAUGUACCUGCAUGAAGAUUCCCAACUUAGAAUUAUACAUCGUGAUCUCAAAGCCAGCAAUAUAUUGUUAGAUGGGGAGAUGCAUCCAAAAAUAUCUGAUUUUGGCAUGGCCAGGAUCUUUGGGGUUGAUCAAACUCAAGCAGACACAAAUAGAAUUGUCGGAACAUUUGGUUAUAUGUCUCCCUAGUAUGCAAUGCAUGGACA